AUGGUUAAUGUCGUUUUAGGAGCCCAAUGGGGUGAUGAAGGUAAAGGUAAAUUAGUCGAUUUGUUAGUUGGCAAGUAUGACCUAGUUGCUAGAUGUGCUGGUGGUAACAAUGCCGGCCAUACCAUCGUUGUUGAUGGUGUCAAAUACGACUUCCACAUGUUACCGUCAGGUUUAGUUAACCCAAAGAGUCUGAAUUUGUUGGGUAAUGGUGUUGUGAUUCACGUACCAUCGUUCUUCAAGGAAUUGGAGGAUUUGGAAACCAAGGGUCUAAAUGACGCUAGAGAGAGGUUGUUCAUCUCCUCAAGAGCUCAUUUAGUGUUUGAUUUCCACCAACGUACCGAUAAAUUGAGAGAACUUGAAUUAUCCGGUGCUAGUACAGAUGGUAAGAACAUCGGUACCACUGGUAAAGGUAUUGGUCCAACUUACGCUACAAAGGCUUCAAGAUCUGGUAUUAGAGUUCACCAUUUGGUCAACGAUAACCCAGAAUCAUGGACUGUUUUCGAAAACAUGUACAGAAGACUGCUUGAGACCAGAAAGAAGAGAUAUGGUGAUUUCGAGUACGAUGCUGAAGGUGAAUUAGCACGCUUCAAGAAGUACAAGGAAGACCUAAAACCAUUUGUUGUUGAUUCUGUCGUUUUCAUGCACAAGGCUAUUGAAGCCAAGAAGAAAAUCUUGGUGGAAGGUGCUAACGCUCUUAUGUUGGAUAUCGAUUUUGGUACCUAUCCUUUUGUGACUUCUUCUAACACUGGUAUUGCUGGUGUUAUUAGCGGUUUGGGUAUCCCACCAAAGGUUAUCGAUGAGUGUUACGGUGUGGUAAAGGCUUACACCACUAGAGUCGGUGAAGGUCCUUUCCCUACUGAACAGCUAAAUGAAGAUGGUGAAAAACUACAGGAAAUCGGUGCUGAAUAUGGUGUUACCACCGGUAGAAAGCGUCGUUGCGGUUGGUUAGAUUUAGUUAUUAUGAAGUAUUCCACUUUGAUCAAUGGUUACACCAGUUUAAACAUUACCAAAUUGGACGUUUUGGAUACUUUCAAAGAAAUUCCAAUUGGUAUUGGAUAUUACUACAAGGGCCAAAAACUAGAUCUUUUCCCUGAAGAUUUGAUUAAAUUGGGUAAAGUCGAAGUGGAGUACAAGGUUUUGCCAGGCUGGCAACAGGAUAUCACCAAGGUGACCAAGUAUGACGAUUUGCCUGAAAACGCAAAGAAAUAUAUUAAAUUUAUUGAGGACUUUGUUGGUGUUCCAGUUGAAUGGGUAGGUACUGGUCCUAGCAGAGAUAAUAUGGUUCACAAGGAAAUUCAAAGAAUUUAA
Zygosaccharomyces rouxii is the source of this 1308-nucleotide messenger RNA. It is a transcript of the gene ADE12, whose product is annotated as adenylosuccinate synthase. NCBI's taxonomy places the organism in Eukaryota, Fungi, Ascomycota, Saccharomycetes, Saccharomycetales, Saccharomycetaceae. The coding region runs from base 1 to 1308 and encodes 435 amino acids. Gene Ontology annotation, cellular component: cytoplasm. The transcript has a single exon. Gene Ontology annotation, biological process: 'de novo' AMP biosynthetic process; IMP metabolic process. The record is from RefSeq and is a predicted model, not a curated record. Gene Ontology annotation, molecular function: GTP binding; adenylosuccinate synthase activity.